GUGGGAUCGGGUCAUUUCCAUAUUCAAUUGUAGUCAGAAUGUCUUCAACACCAACAUCAGCCUCGAGCAGUGCUGCCACCACUACUGCUAGUAGCGGCGGAGAGGGUUCGGGUUCAAAUAAUCCUACAAGCUCACCUUUAUUAUUCUUCGUCGCCCUCGGAUUUGGUGUUGUGUUCACAAAUCUAUGGAUCAUCGUUGGAGUCAAGUACUGCUUUCGAUAUAGCCAACGAAACCGUCAGCUCCGCAGUGAGGAAGCGGGGGAGCCCAUAGACUUGGUCACUAUGCCACGACCUCAUCGCAGGAGAAGGGAGAAAAGGCUAAUGACGAUGGAUGAAGUCAACGGGCGGUUUCCACUGGUCAAAUACAAAGUGUGGAGGUCAACUCGCGCCAACCAGGGUCUUCCAACAGAAGGAGGUAUCACAGCUCCGAAUAGUAGACCCCAGAGCCUAAAAGAUGAAAGUGAUAUCGUGACAACAGCGGUUGAGGACCACACAUCGGCAAUAUCACCAUCCACCAAGGGCCACGGGCGAGUGGAUUCCAAUGAUACAUCACAAACCCCCAUUCAAGAGCUGCAAGAUGGCCCUCCAGUGCAGGCUUUGGAGGGGAAGGGCCCUUCAAUAUCUGGGAUGCCUUCUUCUACUCAACAGUCCAGUGGUGCAGGUAUCCAGAAAGAGAAAUGGCAGCAUUCUUUGACCAGCGAAAACAUGAACAUUGAUCUUGAGAACCAUGAUGGUGAUGCCUACAUUCGUAAUGCUGUUCCUGCUGAUCUUCUGCCCAACCCGGGCGAUUCUUGCGCGAUUUGCCUAGAUAUCAUUGAAGACGAUGAUGAUAUCCGGGGACUUGCAUGUGGACAUGCUUUCCAUGCCUCAUGCGUCGACCCCUGGCUGACUAGUAGAAGGGCAUGUUGCCCUCUGUGCAAGGCCGAUUACUAUGUCCCCAAACCCCGUGCACAGGCCGAAUCACAGUCUGUCACAGAUCACCAGGGUCGUCGUACAGCCUCGACCCACCCGGAUGCAAUUCUCAGACCUCCUCGAGUCGCUUGGAAUGGUGGCAGGGCAAAUGGAUUUCGGGUCCAGAUGGGCUUGCCUAGCCGAAUAUUUCAAUCGACAUCACCAGAGGAAAGAGACACAUCUCCAACCCGAGAACAGCAUGUGCGGAGUGGGCGAGAUCAACAUUUGGACCCAGUCCAUGUCUCGGAUUCUUCGAAUCAAUCUGCCUGGUCUCGAUUGAUUCCCACUCGGCUCCGCCAGUUUCCCAUCCAUUUUCCCUCUUCGAGGAGACAACCACCUGCAGUUAGGACUUCGCCUGUGGAAUCCCUGCCUUCAGAAGGACGCACACCUCGUCAAGUCGAAGCUGGUACCUCAUGA
Penicillium crustosum is the source of this 1367-nucleotide messenger RNA. RefSeq names its product E3 ubiquitin-protein ligase RNF103. Gene Ontology annotation, cellular component: cytoplasm. NCBI's taxonomy places the organism in Eukaryota, Fungi, Ascomycota, Eurotiomycetes, Eurotiales, Aspergillaceae. The record is from RefSeq and is a predicted model, not a curated record. The coding region runs from base 39 to 1367 and encodes 442 amino acids. Gene Ontology annotation, biological process: ubiquitin-dependent protein catabolic process. The transcript has 2 exons. Gene Ontology annotation, molecular function: ubiquitin protein ligase activity.